Molecule: messenger RNA, 840 nt
Organism: Aspergillus eucalypticola CBS 122712
Lineage: Eukaryota; Fungi; Ascomycota; Eurotiomycetes; Eurotiales; Aspergillaceae
Exons: 5
Coding region: 1-840 (279 amino acids)
Source: RefSeq, a predicted model, not a curated record
AUGUGCGGACUGUCUAAUCUCCUCUCAAGCGCCGAUGUUCGCGGGAGCUACCACACUACCGGCAUUGUUCGGAUUUUGAGGCAUACUGCCACUAUCCCUCGCCAUCCCUCGCCACCAGAUCGUAGUGCCUUGCCCGUGCAGCGAUGGCGACGACAGCGCCUCGUUGAGCGCAGGCAGGUUGACAGGCUGCAUGGUCUUCGUGCAGUUUCGUCGAUUCUGACAUAUGUUCAAGUCGAGGUCAAUCUUGGCUCAACGGACAGACUCAAGCCUCUCAACACUCAAGUAUAUCAAUGUUCCAACUACUGUUUCCCGUUGGCGCCAACUUCCACGCUAUCGCAGCCCGUGGAGCACCUGCUGGCCUCAUUUCAUCUGUCUGUCUAUUGGUUUGCGAGGGGCCAGACGGGGAGAGCGAGGUCGAUGGCGGGUUCCGCUUACCAUCUGGCCAUCACUUGUGUCUGCACGAACGUUAACCUCUUGAACUUCCUAUGGUGCUCCUGGGCCCCACUUCAGGUGAUUCGUGCUUCCAUUCCGAUCCCGGAUGCGGGGCCCGUCGCAGAUACUACCAGACCCCUUGUACCAGACACAACCGCGAAGGAGCUCCAAGGCUUCGCGACCCGCCACCUGUCCGAGAUCAUGCUCACUAUAAACAUCCGAGAGCCAUUUUACUUGCCCCUCGAGACAGAAGGGCUUGAACAGGAUAUUCUGCUCUCAAUUAUAGAUCCCCCGCUUCCCGCGGCGGGACCUCCUCAUGAUCACUUCCCAACGCAAGUCCCCUUGGCGGUUCUCCAUGACCACGACGAGUUCCUGCCCGAACUGCAUAAUCAGCUAACACAUCUCUGA